GGGGCUGUUAAACACAGUUUCGCCUCUGCUUCACUUUGUUGGGUCUUCCACGCGGAGAGUAAGUCGCAAUUAAAAGCGCACCUGAAGUGAGCAGUGGAUCCUGAAGCUCGCUGAAAGCGCACAUUAUUUAGCCUUUCUUCCCUUUGUACCAGCAUGAAACUGCAGCACGGUGUUUGAUCUUCAGCUGUGAGAAAAUUCAGCAGAGUUUAUACAUAUUGCUUAAAUCCCGUGGUGAGUAGCCCGGUGUCACACAUGGCUCUCCGGGAGGUCUGGCUCCUGUUCGCGCUGUCCGGUGUCCUGAAUGCGCGCUCCUGCUGCGCUUAUACCUGUCCGGCCAUCUGCCGGUGCACCGCCGACUCGUUUCAGUGCAGCAAAGAGACUCAGCUGGCCUCCCGCACAGGACCGACAUCCGUGCUUCGACUAAGGCUCACUCAUCUGCCCUUGAAAAGAGUUCCCUCUCACGCCUUCAAGGAGUUGAUCAACAUUACAAUAAUUGAGAUCUCCCAGAGCGACUGCAUCACACAUAUACAGACACAUGCCUUCCUCUCCCUCUACAGCCUGGCACAAAUCUCAGUGCAGAAUAUCAACAGCCUGAGGUUUAUUGAAAAAGGCGCCUUCGCUGACCUGCCCAAGCUGGAAUAUUUAUUUCCUCUUAUCUGCUCACGAUCAUCUGUCUCUGCUGCUUGUCAUCACAGGAGCAUCUCUAACACGGGCAUUGCACACUUCCCAGACUUCACAACUAUCUCUUCCCUGUCGCCAAAUAUUAUCCUAGAAAUGGCAGACAACAUGGAGAUUGACAUCAUUCCUGCCAAUUCCUUCCAGGGUAUCACAGAGGAGUAUGUUGACAUGAACCUAGUUAGAAAUGGCUUCAAGGAAAUCAAAUCGCACGCAUUCAAUGGGACUAAGCUCAACACGCUAGUUUUGAGAGACAACUGGUAUCUCCGUAACAUUCAAGAAGAUGCCUUUGAAGGAGCCACAGGUCCAACUCUUCUGGAUGUUUCCUCCACGGCUCUGAGGUCUCUCCCCCCUAAUGGAUUGAGGCACGUUAAAUUUCUGAAAGCCAGCCAUGCCUAUGCUCUAAAGAGCCUCCCUCUGCUGGAAAGUCUGGCUGAACUGCUGGAAGCUGAGCUCACGUACCCGAGCCACUGCUGCGCCUUCCACACAUGGCGGCGGAAACAAAGGGAAAGUGCCUUAAAGAACUUGACAAAGUUUUGUGAUCUGAUGAAUACAGAAAUAGAUCCAACUGCUGAUGACACGAGUCUUAUCAAUGACAUCAACUUUCAGUAUCCAGACCUGGAAUUUGACUGUUUUAGCAACCCUUUUGUCAAAUGCUCCCCAAAGCCAGAUGCUUUUAAUCCUUGCGAGGACCUACUGGGCUUUUCCUUCCUGCGCUGUCUCACCUGGAUCAUUAUGGUUUUCGCUGUCGCCGGUAACCUGGCUGUUUUGGUCAUCCUGCUAAUUGGCCACCAUAAGCUCACAGUCUCCAGAUUCCUCAUGUGUAAUCUGGCCUUCGCCGACCUGUGCAUGGGGCUUUAUCUCAUUCUAAUUGCCUUCAUGGACUACCAUUCCCAUCAUGAGUAUUACAAUCAUGCCACAGACUGGCAGACCGGUCCUGGAUGUGGCAUAGCAGGGUUUCUGACUGUGUUUUCCAGCGAGCUAUCCGUAUACACGCUGACUGUGAUUAGCCUUGAACGCUGGCAUACCAUUACCAAUGCCAUGCAUGUCAACAAGAGGCUGCGCAUGCAUCAUGUCACAGCCAUGAUGGUAGGAGGUUGGGCUUUCUCUCUGCUGGUUGCCCUGCUCCCUCUUGUGGGGGUCAGUAGUUACAGCAAAGUGAGCAUCUGUCUGCCCAUGGAUAUCGACACACUCGGCGCUCAGGUUUAUGUGGUGGCUGUGCUCAUUCUCAAUGUUGUUGCUUUCCUGGUGGUUUGUUACUGUUACAUAUGCAUAUAUCUCAGUGUUCACAACCCAGAGCACUCCACCCGGCGUGGAGACACCAAGAUUGCCAAGCGGAUGGCUGUGCUCAUUUUCACGGACUUUCUCUGCAUGGCACCGAUCUCUUUCUUCGCUAUCUCUGCAGCCCUGCGUAUGCCCCUCAUAACCGUGUCUCACUCGAAAAUCCUGCUCAUUCUCUUCUAUCCUAUCAACUCCCUCUGCAAUCCUUUCUUGUACACCAUCUUCACACGAGCAUUCAGGAAAGACGUGUGUCUGCUGCUGAGUCGCUGUGGCUGCUGCAAUUCCCACGCUGACUUCUACAGGUCACAGACUCUGGGUUCACACCUGACCUGUACCCAGAAAAUGUCCAAAAGAGAACCUCACUCGCUCGGCUUUUAUGCCUAUCACAUCAAGAUGAAGGGCUGCUUUCUAAAUAAGGGAACCACAUGAGCAACCACAUACACAACUGCGUAAUGCACUGAAAGGCAACACCUGCCACCUUACUAAAAAUGUAGCAUUUCUUCAUAAUGUAGAUCUCAUGAAAAGAUUGUCAGUUGUGUGCAUGGCAAGCAUCAGAUCAAAUUUGAUCGUGUUUAGUUUGCAAACUGAAAACUGCAUCAGACAAAUGUAACAGGUGCUGCAGCCUUUAUUUCUGCAAAUGUAUUAUAGUAUAUUAAAGAAGACAGAUGGAGCAGGGAUGGCAAAAUAAGCUAAUUUAUUUGCAAAGCUACUCUGUAUUUAAUAAUAUUAAAAAUUAAAAUUAUUUAUUGUUUGCUUUCUAUAAGAAUGAGGUUUCAAGUUCUUAGAAAGUAAUUAAAUGAAGACUGAUUUUGCCAGAGAUGAGUUUUGGUGCCACCUUUUGGUUUGUUGUACUCAGGACAGAUUUGGAUUGGAAAGUUAAAAGACUGCACACAUCCAGGAGCAACUCAGUUGAACCUAGAGCCAAGAUCAAAUAAAUGGUACUGAUAUUUAAUAUGUAAAAUAAUUUUACAAUCAUUUAAAGGCAAAGUAUGUGGAAAAUGUGUGCGUUUUUAAAUCUUUUUCAUUUUUUCUUGAUUUAGCAACAACUGUUACGCCUACUAGUCAAGAAUAUUAAAUGUCAGAUCACCCUUUCUGUUCAUGUUUUAAGAAAACUUGAAUAUGUUUCUUAAACUGGCUUUUAUGACUGAAAAAAAAUCAAUACUACACAAAUGUGUUUUUGUUAUAAUCAUUGCAAACUUUCCUGUAUAUUUUUCCACUUUGUAUUUCUUUCUGAUAUUUUACAUGAUUUAAAAAAAGAAAGAAAAUAAAAAUACUGGACUUGUCUUUUUUAACCACUACUGUGAAUGUUAAACACUUCAUGUUAGAUUGUAAGAGUAUGAGGGCUGUGUAAUAUAUGCUUUUGUAGCAAUCUUUACUUAGAGUCUG
Oreochromis niloticus (Nile tilapia) is the source of this 3342-nucleotide messenger RNA. RefSeq names its product gonadotropin receptor II (gene gth-rii). The record is from RefSeq and is a predicted model, not a curated record. Gene Ontology annotation, cellular component: plasma membrane. Gene Ontology annotation, biological process: ovulation cycle process; hormone-mediated signaling pathway; ovarian follicle development. Lineage: Eukaryota; Metazoa; Chordata; Actinopteri; Cichliformes; Cichlidae. The transcript has 11 exons. Gene Ontology annotation, molecular function: luteinizing hormone receptor activity; G protein-coupled peptide receptor activity; thyroid-stimulating hormone receptor activity. Bases 253 to 2385 code for a protein of 710 amino acids.